Molecule: messenger RNA, 1637 nt
Organism: Zophobas morio
Lineage: Eukaryota; Metazoa; Arthropoda; Insecta; Coleoptera; Tenebrionidae
Product: protein PFC0760c-like
Exons: 2
Coding region: 49-1536 (495 amino acids)
Source: RefSeq, a predicted model, not a curated record
UCUGAUAACUCCAUUUAGUGUGAGGGAAUUUAUUGACAUGAAAUUUUAAUGUCAAGGCAUCUGCUUCCUAAUUUAAUAAAAAUGGCUUUAUUUUGGUGUUAUUUUGUCACAGCAGUAAUUCUCAUUGAAUGCGGUCCAGUAAAAGAAUACGUUAAGGAGAAUGAAGUUUACUAUGAUGUCGGUGACACGGAAUAUGCACACGAAUUGUUUCAAGCACUGAAAGAAGUAGAAGAUAUUAAAAAUUUUGAACCUGACGAGAAUUUUUCUAACGACAAAGAGAAGAACUACUUGGUCUCGCCCCAUGUUGUCUCUAACGAAGUCGCUGUAGAAGAGCCUAAUGUGAAUUUUACUGGUGGAAAAAAUGAUGGUGUGGAUCCGAAAAUUUCACAAGAAGCUCAAGAACUUAAUGAAGAGCAUAUAGAUAAAAGUAAGGAAGGAAGUAAAGAACGAAGUGACAGUGACAGCAGCUACUCUGAAGAAUAUAAAAAUAAAAUAACAAGGAUUACAAUGAACACACCUUUUGUCAACCCUUCGACGUAUGAGACGAUUGAUGAACAAAACAGUAGCGGUAGUGGAAGUGGAACCGAUGAAAAAAAUGAGGAAACUUCCAUUGAUGAUACAGAUUUAUACCUAAAGGUAAACAAACACUCCACCACAACUGCAACAUAUGAUACAUCUGGAGACGAUUUGAACAACAGAAUAGCUGAUAAUAUUGACGAAAAUCAUUUGAAAAAUCACGAAGCGAUAAUCGAUGGUACUAAUUUAUACACUACGGAACAAAUACUUUUGACAACCAUGGCAAAAGAUGUUGGGCUUAUAGAUGAAUCUAUCUCUGGUGGUGUUAGUACCUCUGAUCAUGUUGAUUUUCAUUCCGAUAAAUUAAAUAGCUAUGAUGAAUAUAUUUUUUUCGACGAUCUGUCCGAUGCCAUACUAACUCAAAAUCAGGAGUCAGGUAGUGGCUCCGACAAAUAUGACCGUGUCGAUAAUAGUUUCGAUGAAAAGAAGAAAAAUUUUCCGUAUACACCAGUCCCUGAAAUGGACAUAAUCCAUGAGGGUAGCGGGAGUGGUAGCGGUAGUGGCAGUGGAGACGGUUUCAGUGAAGAAAAUGUGGAUAUAUUCACGGAUGACGAAGACUUCUAUAUCAAAAUGACAAGAGGUUCAUCCUCUGUAAAUGAUACUGAUAUUAUUCAAAAUGGUAGUGGCAGCGGUUCUCAGGAAAUUGGUAGUGGUGACGAUGAUGGAAAUGAAGAAGGAAAAAAUUAUUUUGAUGCGAUGGACUAUGAACAAGGAGAAGAGGACUAUGAAGAAGAAGAAGAAGAGGACUAUGAACAAGGAGAAGAGGACUAUGAAGAAGAAGAAGAAGAAGAGGACUAUGAAGAAGAACAAGAAGAGGACUAUGAACAAGGAGAAGGGGACUAUGAACAAGGAGCAGAGGACUUUGAACAAGGAGAAGAGGACUAUGAACAAGAAGAAGAGGACAAUGAAGAAGGAGAAGAGGAGUUUGAGGAAGAGUACAACGACUAUGUAUAUUAUUAACAUUAUAUGUAACCUUAUCCCACUAAUGCUUAUAUUGUGUAUGAGACUGAUUUGCAUAAAUGUAUUAAAAAUGACCGUAAAUUCAGACAAGAGUGUAAGAA